This is a messenger RNA of Theileria equi strain WA, 1366 nucleotides long. RefSeq lists its product as hypothetical. The record is from RefSeq and is a predicted model, not a curated record. Lineage: Eukaryota; Apicomplexa; Aconoidasida; Piroplasmida; Theileriidae. The transcript has a single exon. The coding region runs from base 80 to 1366 and encodes 428 amino acids.
AGGUAUAAGAACAAUCUGAACAUGGAAUUUUAUUGUUUUGGAGAUGUUUGUGACUGAUUUUUAGUGUACCAUAUGUGAAAUGGCUUCAUCUAGUAGUGGGAUACCAGAGUCAUUUGACUCUCCCUAUCCUAGGGAUUAUGAAUCAAAUGAAGAUUCCCUCUCUCAAUCUGAGGUGGAUGAUGACCUGGUUUUCUUGUAUAGAAGAAUGACUUAUGGUACAUUUUCAAAUCGCAUAGCAUCAUUUAUGUUUCUUGUGUAUCGUUUUUUUCUCUGUAUUUUACAAUGGCUAAAGAGCCAAGCCUUCACUCUGUCAUGCAUAGCAUUCGUUUUAAUGGAUGCGCUUAUAACUGUAAUGUAUAAGCGGUUGAUAGAUCAUACGAAGAAUUAUGUCAUGGUAACAAUGCAGAUAAUUAUAGGCACAUUCGCCUCUCUGAUUGGAAUUGUUUACAUAUUUUGCUCAAUAUUUUUCAAAGAAUACAUGAGCAGGCCAUUCUCACCGCGGCCGCUCUUUGUUUUGGGGGUUUUAGACAUGUUUUCUACAGGUUUGACAGCAAUUGGAAGUACACAUACAAGUGGUUUUAUGUUGGUUCUAUUAAGUCAAAUCGGUGUCCCACUCACAAUGUUGACAUGUUACUUGAUUUUAUCUAAAAAGUAUCACCGGUAUCAAUAUAUUAGUUCAGUAUUUAUUUUGACAUUUGCGGUUUUGAAGCCCUUGCUCUCACGGGAUGAUUCAACAAAUAACCGUCUAUUUCACAAUUUGAUUUUCAUGGGCUCAUGCAUCCCAGACAGUAUCGCAGCUGCGCUACGCGAAAGGCAGUAUACCUCACGAUUUUUUCAUGUUGUAAAAUAUCAGUUUUACAGCCUUUGGUUGCACUUUGGAUUCAACCUUCUGUUCACUACCUUCACUCUUCCUUAUACUGGCGGGGGAAUAUUAGGGUACUUUGAAAACUUGGCUAAACUAUUUUUCGAUGGAUACAAAUGCUUAUUCUUUGGAAUAAAUUCCAUAGUUGAUAAUUGUGGAUAUGGCAAGCGUGUGACUUGUGAUGAUUGCGGUGAAGCUGCAAAAAUAUUCUUUAUAUAUUUAAUUCUCAGCACGAUUUUAAGAAUAUCGUAUGUGCUGAUCAUGAUGGACGGUUCUGUAACCUUUACAUUUCUUCUGGGAACUGUUAAAGUACCACUCACUUCUAUCGCGUUUUCUCUGCAUUUUAUAGCAGGUGAUAGUGUCUCAACAUUUGGAACCCUUGACUUGGUGUGUUUUUUCGGUAUUGUAGGAGGUCUUAUUUUAUAUUCUGUUGGGUCUAAGUGUAUGCAGGAGGCCCGGGGUGAAGAACUAUCCCAACCACUAAUGGAGACCUCUCAAGCAUAA